This is a messenger RNA of Hyla sarda, 1991 nucleotides long. It is a transcript of the gene NOP58, whose product is annotated as NOP58 ribonucleoprotein. The transcript is spliced from 15 exons. The coding region runs from base 1 to 1701 and encodes 566 amino acids. Gene Ontology annotation, cellular component: small-subunit processome; box C/D methylation guide snoRNP complex. NCBI's taxonomy places the organism in Eukaryota, Metazoa, Chordata, Amphibia, Anura, Hylidae. The record is from RefSeq and is a predicted model, not a curated record. Gene Ontology annotation, molecular function: snoRNA binding.
AUGCGUUUUGGCGCCCAGCUUUACACGUGUCUGGGCUGCGAGGGCUCGAGGGUUCGAGGUUACGUCUCCGGGUCCGACUCAAGCAGCGAUCCCGGUUCAGCCAUGUUGGUGCUUUUUGAGACCGCGGCGGGUUACGCCAUAUUUAAGGUUCUAGAUGAGAGCAAGUUGCAAGAAGUGGACAGUAUAUGGAAAGAGUUUGAAACCCCCGAAAAGGCAAAUAAAGUAGUCAAGUUAAAACACUUUGAGAAGUUUCAAGACACCACUGAAGCAUUAGCAGCGGCUACUGCUUUGGUAGAGGGAAAGAUCAGCAAGAACUUAAAGAAGGUCCUGAAGAAAAUUGCAGCCAAAGAAGCACAUGAACAGCUGGCGAUUGCAGAUGCCAAACUUGGAGGCGUUAUCAAGGAUAAAGUAAACCUCAGCUGCGUGCACAGUGCUAUGGUUACAGAGCUCAUGAGGGGUAUUCGCAAUCAGGUUGAUGGCCUUAUUACAGGACUCUCCACUCGGGAAAUGGCUGCAAUGUCCCUUGGAUUAGCCCACAGCCUGUCUCGCUACAAAUUAAAGUUCAGCCCUGACAAAGUGGACACGAUGAUCGUACAAGCUAUCUCCCUUCUAGAUGAUCUGGAUAAGGAGCUGAAUAACUACAUAAUGCGCUGCAGAGAGUGGUAUGGCUGGCACUUUCCCGAGCUAGGCAAGAUUAUCACAGAUAACUUGGCAUACUGCAAGUGUGUGCGGGCCGUAGGUGACAGAGUUAAUUUUGCCUCCUAUGACCUGUCUGAAAUGUUGCCUGAAGAGGUUGAGGCUGAAGUGAAAGCUGCUGCAGAGAUUUCAAUGGGUACAGAGGUGUCAGAAGAAGAUAUCAAUAAUAUCUCUCAUCUCUGUGAUCAGGUAAUAGAAAUUUCUGAAUACAGGACACAGCUGUACGAUUACCUCAAGAACAGAAUGAUGGCCAUAGCUCCAAACCUCACAGUCCUAGUAGGGGAGUUGGUCGGGGCCAGACUUAUUGCCCAUGCAGGCUCCCUUCUCAAUCUGGCAAAACACCCAGCAUCCACUGUGCAGAUCUUGGGGGCGGAGAAGGCACUGUUUAGAGCACUGAAGACCAAGAGGGACACUCCAAAAUACGGUCUCAUUUAUCAUGCAUCCCUUGUUGGGCAGACCACACCCAAAAAUAAGGGCAAGAUCUCGCGGAUGCUGGCAGCCAAGGCCGCACUUGCUAUUAGAUAUGAUGCCCUUGGGGAGGACACAAAUGCAGAACUUGGUGUAGAGAGCAGAGCGAAGUUGGAAGCACGUCUUCGAAACUUGGAGGAGAAGGGGCUGAAGAGAAUUAGUGGUACAGGGAAAGCACUCGCCAGAGCUGACAAAUACCAACACAAAAGUGAGGUUAGAACUUAUGACCCAUCUGGAGACUCCACGCUGCCCUCAGUUUCCAAAAAGAGGAAAUUUGAAGAGGUGGAGGAAGAAGAGCAGCCUGCUGCGGUCAAAGUGAAGAAAGCUAAAAAGCCAAAGGUUGAAGUGGUUGAAGAAGCAGAAGAAGAACCAGAAGUUGAGGAGACGCCAAAGAAGAAGAAGAAAAAGAAGAAACUUAUAAAGACUGAAGAGGAGGAGGAAGAGGAAGCACCUACUACUAGCAUUGCAGAGCCUUUGAAAAAGAAGAAGAAGAAGAAAAAGGUAAAACAGGAAGAGGAGGAGGAAGAAGAUGAUUAAUUAUUGUGGACUGUUUUUUUUUUUUUUGAAAAUGUUGACUUACAGUCAUCACAAGAUAAGACUUUUCAGCAUUGGUUUUACCAGCAGUUUGUCUGGAUACCCAAUAACCUGCCUUAGUGUAUACUGUUCUAUCUAUAUGAACAGAGCCCAACACCUUGCAAUGUCCUACACAUACACAUCAGCGUUGAACUUCUAUCUAAUGGCUGUCUGUGACAGGCUUUGUAGAAUUUUUAUUUUGUGUAUAUGAAUGGAUCAUGUAUCAGACAGUAAACAUACCUGUCUUAAUCAAG